AUGGAUGCAGAGGAGUUGAUUGAAUCCAUCAUCAGAGCGCUCAUGUUUAUAGCAGGGAUCCUGGGAAACAGCUGGCUGGCUAUCUGCUCCCUGCCCAAGCAGAAAUCUGGCAUCCGCACCAACGAGGUCCUUUUCAUCAACCUGGCUCUCUCCAACCUCAUCACCAACUGCCUGGUGGACCUGCCCGACACCAUAGCGGACUUCAACGGACGCUGGUUCCUGGGGGAGACCUUCUGCGGCGUCUUUCGCUUCAGCGCCGACCUCUCCGAGACCAGCAGCAUCUUCACGACCUUCUUCAUCAGCGCCUUCUGGCACCAGAAGCUGGUGGGCUCCCUGAAACGUGGAGGAGCUCCGGUGCAGCUGGACAACCUCCUGCUGGUGGGGUGUCUGCUGGCCGGGAGCUGGACGGUGGCGGUGGUCUUCAGCGUCCCGCACUUCUUCUUCGUCUCGGUGGAAGGGGGAAACGGGAGCGAAGACGACUGUUUAGACGUCUUCCCCAACCCUCUCGCCCAGCAAACGUAUGAGGUCAUUUAUCUAACCGUGGCUAACGCUUUCCCCAUCGCCGGGAUUGUAUUUGCGAGCGCCCAGAUUGUCAUCACUCUGUACCAGAACCAGAGACGUAUACGGGGUCACGGCUCUGAUCAAACCAAGGAGGCGGUCAGAGAGGAAAACAAGAGCCUCGAAAACAGAGACGACGAGAGAUCAAUCAGCACCGUUUCUGCUCCGGGGAUCUCAAAAGAUCUCGAUCCUUCGUGUCCUUCAGAUAAGAGUGCCCACAUCGCUCCCUUCAACGGGGAAACAGAGAGCAGAGCUGGAGCCAAACCAAAUGUUUCCAGGCCCAACCAGAUGCCAUCAAAGCCCAGUUCCAACACAAGCAGUCAGGUGAGGGCAGCCAAGAGUGUGGUAGCUGUAGCCAGCGUGGUGCUGGUCUGCUGGCUGACUCAUUUGCUUCUGCGCAUCACCAACAGCAUCCACACUUCAUCAAUAGUAGUGGAGGUGGCCAGCUACAUCGCAGCCUCCUACACUUGCAUCAUCCCUUACAUAUUCCUGCACGGAGUGAAAAAACUUUCUUGCAAGUGCAAAAGAUAG
Stegastes partitus (bicolor damselfish) is the source of this 1089-nucleotide messenger RNA. RefSeq names its product olfactory receptor class A related 5 (gene ora5). The transcript has a single exon. Gene Ontology annotation, biological process: neuropeptide signaling pathway. Lineage: Eukaryota; Metazoa; Chordata; Actinopteri; Pomacentridae. The coding region runs from base 1 to 1089 and encodes 362 amino acids. Gene Ontology annotation, molecular function: neuropeptide receptor activity. Gene Ontology annotation, cellular component: plasma membrane. The record is from RefSeq and is a predicted model, not a curated record.